This is a messenger RNA of Octopus bimaculoides (California two-spot octopus), 3449 nucleotides long. Its product is annotated as adhesion G protein-coupled receptor G6. The record is from RefSeq and is a predicted model, not a curated record. Gene Ontology annotation, biological process: G protein-coupled receptor signaling pathway; cell surface receptor signaling pathway. Gene Ontology annotation, cellular component: membrane. Lineage: Eukaryota; Metazoa; Mollusca; Cephalopoda; Octopoda; Octopodidae. Gene Ontology annotation, molecular function: G protein-coupled receptor activity; protein binding.
ACGCAUUCAUUUCUGUUUAACCUGACGUUUACAGUGAGUAAAGACUUUUCUAAGGACCUCGUAAAUACGAGAUCAAAAGAAUACCAUGACUUGGCUAAAAACAUAUCGAGGAUUCUAGAAGAGGAAUUUUCAAAAUUGCAUGGGACCUACAUUGUUAAAGUAAGAUAUUUCAGACAUCCCCGAGUAACAGCAUAUAUAAGUAUCUACUGCACAGUUCUAAUACAUAUCUCUGAAGUAGAAGUCUGGUAUAAUAUUUACAACAUACUGAAUUCAUCAAAAACUAUGGAUCACCUAGACAUUGAACGAGACACCAUGAAAUUAACUAGUGCAGUGCUUUGCAAUGAAGAAACAACAUCGAGUAAAAAAGGUUCGUUUCAUUGGCCAACAACAAGUGGUAGAACUACUGUGAGGCUCCCAUGUCAUGAAAAUGAUGCUGAGGCAACAAGAAAAUGUAUCACAAGAGAAAAUGAGUUUCCAAAUAACCUUUUUCAAGAAAAUCCUUUCCCACGUUUUGGUGCCAGUAUGUGGGAAGACCCAGAUCUGUCCCAUUGUUAUGAUAUGGAUUGGAUUACACAAGCAUUGCAGAAUAUCAGCAGCUCUGAUUUUGAUGAAAAUAAUAUUGAGAAAAACUCACAAAAACUUCUAGGUAUCUCGAAGAAUGCUAAAUAUUUCCAAGAAAUCGAUGUUGUGUUGUCUACAGACAUUUUAGAAAAAAUGAUGCCGUUGAUACCCGAUAUAUCUACUAAUAUAACAACGAAUAAUAUACUUCAAAGCGUGAAUAACAUGAUCGAUGCUCCAGAAGACGUAUUGGUUAUUGCACAAGAGUCAAACCAGAGUGCUAAUGGAAUGUUGGCCGUCAUAGAGAGAAUCCCAAAUGAAGUUUUCCUGGAAGAGCUGCAACUAACAGUUUUAUAUUCCAAUCUUGGCAUUGGUGUUAGCACAGUAGAUAAGGACAACUUCGAUGGUUUUACCUAUGCAAUUGAAUCUGAAAAGAAUGGAACCAAAAAAAUUAAUACGAUAUAUAAUGCUUCAUAUUCUGAACUAGAAAAUAUGAUGGUGAUGGACUUCAUCUCAUUACCUAACAGUUUAUUAAAACGUCUGAAAAGCAAAGAACUUCUAAGGAUUUCAAGGGUUUCAUUCCAUUCUCUUCGGACUGAUAAGCUAUAUAGGGUAAUUCAAAAACCUCUUAAAAAAAAGAUGGAAGUACUCGAACAGUUUGUCAACAGUCAAAUUAUUGCAGCCAAUAUUCCUAAUAUUCAAAUAACCAACCUUGAUAAACCAAUUACCGUGUCUUUCAGUUUAAUACAUAAGAAUGGUACUAACCCACGGUGUGUUUACUGGGAUGACACCUCUGGACAGGAUCCUCAUUGGUCAACAAAAGGCUGUAAUAUAUACAACAUUGUACCAGGAGAAAGAAUAUCUUGUUCCUGUAACCAUCUUACAAGUUUUGCACUACUAAUGGAUGUUUAUGGAAAUGAAAAGGAUGUUGAUGUUAAAUCAAUAUCUAUUAUAUCUAGCAUUGGAUGUGGAAUUUCGAUUGUCUGUCUCAUACUCACAAUUAUAGUUCAUGUUUCUUCCAAAACUUUACGAAAAGGACUUUUUUCAAAAAUUUUAAUAAAUCUUUGCAUUGCUUUGGCUGUAGCAAAUUUCAUAUUUCUUGUUGGGAUGCGUCCAUAUGCUACGAAGAAUAUGAUUGCUUGUAAAGCAGUAGCAGCUCUACUACACUACUUCCUUACGGUUUCCAUCAUGUGGAUGGCUGUUGAAGCGUCUCAUAUCUAUUUAGCUGUGGUUGUUGUAUUCAAUAAAUACAUGAGCCACUACAUGCUGAAGAGUACAGUAAUUGCUUGGGGUCUUCCAGCAAUAAUAGUCAUCCUUACUCUGAUUAUCAACAACACAAAUAACUACAUCAGAAUUGCAGAGGUUUGUUGGUUAUCCCAGACAUCUUUCUAUGCUGCUUUCCUGUUUCCAGUGGUGGCUGUUCUCCUCUUCAAUCUUACCAUAUUUUCUCUCAUUCUUGGGCGCCUUAUUUCAAUGAAAAAUGACAAGAAAUUUGAACACAAAGCAAGGAAAUUACGGCUUUUUGGAAUCGUUGGCGUGUUUUUCCUACUUGGCCUCUCUUGGAUAUUAGCAUUCUUCACAUUUGGUGAGGCAGCUUUGGUGUUUAAAUACCUCUUUGCUAUCUUCAAUACGCUUCAAGGAUUGUUUAUCUUCAUAUUCUACUGUCUAUACAAGAAAGAUGCUAGAGAUGUCAUCUGCAUGUAUUUAUGCAUACAAAAGAAAGAAGAUUCGAAGAGUAACACCAAAUAUAAAACAAAUACUCAAGAUUCAUCUGAAGGAAAGAUGUUAGCCAAACAAAACUUUUAUAAUUCAGAUUCUAGUAGUGGAGCAGUGAGUUCAAAGGUUACCAGUUCAAAUGGGGACAAAAUGAAUACAAGACUGUAAAACCUCGUUAAAUAAUUACUUAAAAGCUUCCUUUUUCAUGCAAUCAUGUAUUCAAAUUUUUUUAUCAUAAUAAAUCUUAAGCUUUCUUGCAAAACAAAUAGAAUUUAACUUAAAACUAGAAAUCCAACACUGUGUGUAAAAUCAAUGGAUAUCAUUCUUGUACAAAACAAAAACAAAAAAAAAAAAGAAAAUAAGAGUGCUUCAUGUAAUUUGUCUAUUGAACAUCUGUUUUAACUUUUUGAACUAUAAUCUAUUGAACUAUUUGCUUAUGGUAAUUAAUUACCCUUGAAAAAAAACUAUCUUUUACUAACUAUGUUUUAUACAUCAUAAGUGAAUACUACAAAAUGAAAAAAAAAAAAAGCAAUAAAAUAAAGCUAAAAUAUUAAGCUACCUUACAAAUGUCCUGCUUAUGUUGUGUAGCUCUAAGUCGUAGCUAAUCAAACUAGAAAAGCACUCGGAAAGCGCAGACCUCCGCCAAACCAGCAGGAGCAGCACUACGAUGAUGACGACCACCACUACCACCAUAUCACAAUCACCACCACAACUAUCCUACUACUAUCACCACCACCACCACCACCACCACCAACAUCAUCAUCAGCAGCAUUGUCAUUGCUUCCACUUCAACCACAUUCACCGCCAUCAACGUUAUCAUGAUGGUUACCUUGACAGUCACUUUCACCACUACAACCAGUAUAACCACUACAAUGCUACCAUUACACAAUUAACACUAUCAUCAACACCACUAUUACCACCAUCACCUCAGCAUCACACCACUCCUGUCGCUGUUAUAACUACCGAUACUAUUUUAUCCUCCUCCCAUACUGGACCAUCGUCAUCGUCAAUACUGUCUCUGCUUUCACUACAAUCACUGCAAUCAGUUUCUUUUCAAUCAGUAUCAUGGUGAGGAUUUGAUCGAAGGAUUUACAAUUAGGAAAAAGUAGGAGAAAAGUUUUGAAAUAUAAAGUGGAAGCAUAAAAAGAUAAAAAUAAACAUUUUCUCCCGUCUUA